ACAUCUCGCAGGUUGGUGCAGGCGCUCAGGUCGCUUUAAUCAGUGUGUCCUCCCGUAGCUGCGGUACACCAGGGUCAGUGCUUGCUGCAGAAAGAGUCGCUCCAACAACUCUCCACCGGGUCGCGACAACGUACCCAAGUGUACAGUGCUGUUUCGGCAGGCAUCUGUGUAGGAUGUACUAGCAAGUCCAGCAGAUGUUACCAGGCUGUGGCCGGAGCACGGGGAGAAGGGAAUAGUAAUGGCAACUGCAGCGAAUCUGGUUGCAAAAAGUGGCCGCCGCUUUAAGUGGGCCAUCGAGUUCGGGGGCGGUGGAAGCAGAAGUCGAGCUGACAGAGGUGCACCACAGGACAGUAUGUACCCUGUAGGGUAUUCUGACAAACAGGUUCCUGACACUAGCGUACAGGAGUCUGACCACAUCCUAGUAGAGAAGCGUUGCUGGGACAUUGCUCUUGGACCACUGAAACAGAUCCCCAUGAACCUGUUUAUCAUGUAUAUGGCUGGGAACACAAUCUCCAUCUUCCCCAUUAUGAUGGUGUGUAUGAUGGCAUGGAGACCCAUACAAGCGCUGCUUGCUACACCAGCUACCUUCAAGCUCCUGGAGAGUUCCGGUCAGCGCUUCCUGCAAGGGCUAGUUUAUCUGAUUGGAAACCUUUUGGGUCUCGCAUUGGCUGUUUACAAGUGUCAGUCUAUGGGACUUUUGCCCACCCAUGCUUCUGAUUGGCUUGCCUUCAUUGAACCACCUGAGAGAAUGGAAUACACUGGCGGAGGCCUCUUAUUGUGAUAACGGAACAGAAGACAUUCAAUCCUCUCAUAAAGGAAUUUGUACAAUACAGAUAUCACAUCCACUUUCAUGCCUACCUGAAUAUUUUAAUUCUGCAGCAAUCUAAUAAUUUAUUAUACUUUGCACAUUCUAUGGACUGGAGUUCUCCCAAUAUUAAAAUACUUCUACUAUAAUUCA
Molecule: messenger RNA, 958 nt
Organism: Pseudophryne corroboree (corroboree frog)
Lineage: Eukaryota; Metazoa; Chordata; Amphibia; Anura; Myobatrachidae
Gene: EMC4
Product: ER membrane protein complex subunit 4
Exons: 7
Coding region: 239-781 (180 amino acids)
Biological process (GO): protein folding in endoplasmic reticulum
Cellular component (GO): EMC complex
Source: RefSeq, a predicted model, not a curated record